AUGUCUGCUGCACAUGGAGCUCAAAGAUGUUUCCCGUAUAAGUUCCCAUGGCUGAAUGAAAUGCUUGCCAACACACAGAACGAAAAAACAAUCGCCUGCAUGGUGACUGCUCACGGUGCCUCGGCAUACAAGCCCUUAGUCAUUCGUGGAGGUUGUGACUCCGUACGCGAGACUUUGACCCGAGAUCGACCCGAGAUCGACCCGCAUGGUAUCUAUAACUCCGGUGAGCCAGGCUUUGGAAAAGAUAUCACUAUCACCAAGGGGUUUGUGACAAUAUCUGAAUACCACGGUCGGCAACCACUUUUACCGGCCAGAAAUCGCGAGUGGGUUGUCGCAGUGCAAUGUAUGCGAAUGCUUCGGGGUGACACCAUUGAGCGUCUCACUUUGGUGAUCGGACCUUCUGGCGCACUAAGAGCCGCUCUGUACGCUCUACGUAAAGCAUGA
This is a messenger RNA of Penicillium paradoxum, 444 nucleotides long. RefSeq lists its product as uncharacterized. The record is from RefSeq and is a predicted model, not a curated record. The coding region runs from base 1 to 444 and encodes 147 amino acids. The transcript has 2 exons. Lineage: Eukaryota; Fungi; Ascomycota; Eurotiomycetes; Eurotiales; Aspergillaceae.